CUUUCUUUUACAUGCACCAAACAGAUUGAUGCAAAAUUUAUUUAUAUGAAAAUUUACAUACAAUACAUUUAUUGUAAAUUGUUUGUGUUUAAAAUAGCAGAUAUUCGUUUGAAAGUUUUGCAUAAAAAUUCAAUGAAUGUAAAAAAACAAAAAUAUUUAUCUUAAAAUAACAAUGAAUGCGUAUUGCUUAAAAUUCAAAUGAAGUCUACCAAAAAACAAAUCAAGCAAAUGUUACAUUCUUACAAUAACCGGUAUUAAAAAAAAUUAUUUAUUUCAAUUUUUAGCGCUGUAAAACGACAACGGAAUGGUACAUAAAAAUUAUUUUCUCAUUUUUGGCCUUUUUCAGAAUUCAAAGAGGUUUUAUUAAUACUCUAAAUAUCAAACAAAAUUACAAAUUUAUAAACUUAAUUGGCUUUUUUAAGAAUCGAUUGGUUUAAAACACAUGAGUGUUGAAAAAGGAACAAGACUUCGACUUUACGAUCUAAAUCUCUAUCAAUAUAAUAUGCAUAGUCCUUAUUGUGAGUUCUAAAGUAAAAACUAAUAUUUUUCUUUUUGAAAUAUUCUUUUCUUUGUAAGGUAUUUAGAUAUCUUAAUGUCUUAUCAUUGAGAAUUAUUGUUGACGAAAUUUCAUUCGUUGACUGUUGGAAGAUGGAUUCGGACAAGAAAGAGAAAAGUAAACUAAAACAACAAGAAUGCAAAAAAAGAAAGAAGGAUAAGGAUGAUUAUUUGCCUGAAGCAAAUGAAGCUAGACGCUGCGAAAUACCAAUAAAGAAAAUUAAAGUCACGGAAGAAAAACAAGCGGGCAGAGGCAAGGAAGGUGUCAAAAAAGGAGAAGAGAAAAAGAAAAUCAUUGAAAAGAAAAGAACUGAACCUAGCAUUGUUAUUUUGGAUUUGGACACAACAGGACUAAUUAAAGGCAACAAUAUACCGGACAUAACACAGAUUGCUGCAAGUAAAAUCGGUUCUCGGAAAACGUUUUACAGAUAUGUAAGCCCUGAGCAAAUAAUUUCAGAUGAUGCUAAAACGGUCUCUGGGAUAGAUUGGAGCAAUGGGAUUCUUACCUACCAAGGCAACCCCGUUGAUUUUGUCGGAAUAAAGACCGCGCUCAAUGACUUCCUUGACUGGUUGAAGAAAUUUGAUGAUGUCAUAAUAGUAGCUCAAUUUGGGUUCGGUUUUGAUUUUUUAGUGAUGGACAGGGCUUUGUGUUCCUGUGAUCUGAAAGAUAGAUUUAAAUCUAUAGGGGCGACAUUUUGCGAUUCGAUCAAUAUAAUAAAAGAUAAACAUCCUGGCCUUGGAUCGUAUGCACAGAAAUCUCUUGCAUGGCAUUUUUGUGGCGAGACAUACGACACCCACAAUGCUACAGAUGAUGUGGCGAUGCUUAAAAAAAUCCUGAAAAACGCAGGCAUUUCUACCAGCGACUUUAGAAGACAUUCUGUUGAUUACACAUCCAUACCAAACAAGUGUUGAAUAACGCGUAUCAAUAUACCCAUAUCAUUUAUUGUGUAUAGUUUUCUACAUAAAUGGGAUAAAUUUUUAUCACAGUUUAUCUGUACAUGUAGUUAAUUCGUAAUCCUUUUAUAGUUUUUGACGCGUUCAUUUGACGAUUUCUUUAAUCAGUUUUGUGUGUGGCAAGCAUUGCACUUGUGUAGAUGUAGAUCUUUUUUUGUUUUGUUCAUCAUGCACCACUCAUACGGUGUAAGAGAAUAAAUAUUCAAACAGGCAGAUUAAACAGCCAAGAGACGAAGGAAGUGGAGGGACAGAAACUGUAUAUUUCAAUGAUAAAUCUUGCAUUCAAACGCUUUCAUACAAUUCAUGCAAACAUUCGUUAUAAAGGGAACAAAAAUAGAUUAAAUGCAAUAUUUUUAGUUAACCAGUUUAUAUGUAUGUGUAUUGAUUUUUGAUUUGCGAAUAAACAUACGCAUGUACUGUGUA
Magallana angulata is the source of this 1932-nucleotide messenger RNA. RefSeq lists its product as uncharacterized. The record is from RefSeq and is a predicted model, not a curated record. Gene Ontology annotation, molecular function: 3'-5'-DNA exonuclease activity; nucleic acid binding. Bases 649 to 1467 code for a protein of 272 amino acids. The transcript is spliced from 3 exons. Gene Ontology annotation, cellular component: cytoplasm. Lineage: Eukaryota; Metazoa; Mollusca; Bivalvia; Ostreida; Ostreidae. Gene Ontology annotation, biological process: DNA catabolic process.